AUGAGCAUCAACAUAUACGAACCGAGUUCACAGGACUUGGUAUUCUUGGAGACCGAUGAGGUUGACAUAAUUGACGAAGAUACCCAGAGCGAUGAUGCUGAUACCAUUUGCGCAGAUACCCAGGACAGUGAUUUUGAGUUUACCGACUUCACAUUGCCAUCCCAAAGCCAACCGCUAAUGUCUCAAUUGGAAUCGCCAUCAUUGGCACAUAGAAUGCAAUUUCUAAGCAAUAAGAUUGAUAAAAAUGACACUAAUGUCACUACAGUCACUAAGAAAAUUGGUGAAUUACGGUUCAAGGAUGAAGAAGAAGAUUCAUUUUUUACCGAGGAAUUGCCAUAUUAUGCAUGCAAAUAUUGUGGUAUUCGUGAUCGUGGAUGUGUAGUCAUGUGUAAUAUUUGCAAAAAAUGGUUUUGUAAUGGUCAUGGGAAUACUUCUGGAUCACAUAUUAUUAAUCAUUUGGUUCGAGCCAAUCAUAAGGAGGUUACAUUCCAUAAAGAUGGCCCAUUGGGUGAAACUGUGUUAGAGUGCUAUUCGUGUGGUGUAAAAAAUGUGUUUGUGCUUGGAUUCGUAACCGCCAAAGGAGACUCAGUGCUCAUAUUGCUAUGCAGACAACCAUGUUCUACACAAAAUACUUUAAAAGAUCUGAACUGGGAUCAAGAACAAUGGAAACCAUUGAUUGCUGAUCGCUGUUUUUUGCCUUGGCUUGUUAAAGUACCAAAUGAAACUGAUCAAUCGCGCUCUAGAAAUGUCAGUGCUACUCAAAUCACCAAGCUUGAAGAACUAUGGAAACAUAAUAACGAAUCAACAAUUAAUGAUCUUGACAAACCAGUUAUAGAUGAAGAGCAACAAAUCGUUUUACUCAGAUACAAAGAUGGAUUUCACUAUAAAAACGUAUUUGGAUCAUUGGUGAAGUUAGUAGCAGACAAUGAUAAACAUCUAAAAGAAUCUCGGACUCAAGAAAAUAUUACUGUACGCUGGGAUGUUGGGUUAAAUAAAAAAGUUGUCGCCCAUUUCCAUCUAGCCAAUACUGAUGGUGAAAUGCGUUUAAUGUAUGAUGACGAACUGCGUUUGAGAUUGACAGGUGAAAAUCCUUGGGAUGGAAUUGGUCAUGUUAUUAAAAUACCUGACAAUUAUGGAGAAGGCAUUGGCUUGGAACUGAAAAGUAACAAAAGUGUACCAACUGAAAUAACGUCAAAUUAUAAGGUAGAUUAUAUAUGGAAACCUACAUCUUUUGACAGAAUGCAGUGUUCAUUGAAUAGAUUUGCUACAGAUGAAUCAUCAGUGUCGACAUAUAUAUACCACAAACUGCUGGGUCACGAGUUUGAUGAUCUAAUUUUUAGGUCAGAUAUACCAAAACAUUUCUCGGCACCAAACUUACCAGAUUUAAACAGAUCACAAGUAAAAGCAGUUAAGCAUGCUAUACAACGGCCUCUGUCUUUAAUCCAAGGACCCCCAGGAACUGGUAAAACAGUGACUUCUGCUACGAUUGUGUACCAAUUAGUGACAAUUAAUGGUGGACCAGUAUUGGUAUGCGCUCCUUCAAAUAUCGCAGUGGAUCAACUAACAGAAAAAAUUCAUAGAACUGGCUUAAAAGUUGUCCGAUUGUGUGCUAAAUCUCGUGAAUCUAUUAAUUCUCCAGUUUCGUUUUUAGCUCUUCAUACCCAGGUUCAAAAGGUUCCAAGCAAUGCUGUGCUUCAAAAGCUACAACAGUUGAAAGAUGAGACUGGUGAAUUGUCAAUGGCCGAUGAAAAGAGGUAUAGUGUUCUGAAAAAAGUAGCUGAACAAGAAUUACUUAAAGCCGCAGAUGUAAUUUGCACUACAUGUGUUGGAGCCGGUGAUCCGCGUUUAAUGCAAUUUAAAUUUCAUUCUAUCUUAAUAGAUGAAAGCGUGCAAGCUACAGAACCUGAAUGUAUGGUGCCAGUUGUGCAUGGAGUACAACAAUUAAUUCUGGUUGGAGACCAUUGCCAACUUGGGCCUGUGGUAACAUGUAAAAAAGCUGCUAAUGCUGGGUUGAAUCAAUCUCUUUUUGAGCGUCUUGUAGUUUUGGGUAUUCGUCCAUUCAGGCUGGAAGUUCAGUAUAGAAUGCAUCCAGAACUAUCACGAUUUUCUUCAAAUUUCUUUUAUGAAGGUUCAUUGCAAAAUGGAGUUUGUGCUGAUGAUAGGAAGUUAAGAAAAAUUGAAUUUCCUUGGCCGGUGGAAAAUGAACCUAUGUUAUUUUAUGCGACACUAGGCCAUGAAGAAAUAGCAGGUUCAGGAACGUCAUAUUUAAAUAGAACAGAAGCUGCUAAUGUUGAACAAAUUGCAACUAGGUUUUUGAGAUGUGGUGUGAGACCUGAUCAAAUAGGAAUUAUCACACCAUAUGAAGGACAACGUGCAUACUUAGUACAAUACAUGCAAUAUCAAGCCCCUCUUCCAGCUAAAUUAUAUCAAGAAAUCGAAAUAGCUAGUGUUGACGCAUUUCAGGGUCGUGAAAAAGAUUUUAUUAUUAUGUCCUGUGUACGUUCCAACGAAAACCAGGGAAUUGGUUUUCUCAAAGAUCCCAGGCGAUUAAACGUUGCACUGACUAGAGCUAAAUAUGGCUUAUUAAUUAUUGGGAAUCCAAAAGUUUUAUCAAAAAAACAAUUAUGGAAUCACCUGUUGAACUACUAUAAAGCAAAAAAUGUAUUGGUAGAAGGACCAUUGAAUAAUUUGAAAGCAUCUCUUAUUCAACUGCCUAAACCCAAACAGUUGGAGAGUACAACUAAUCCAGGAGCAUAUUUUAUGACAACUCAAAUGUAUGAUGCUCGUGAAGCUUUGAUCCCUGGUUGUGCUCAUUAUCAUAGCAAUCAAGGAAAUGUACCAAUUAGUCAUGGUAUACCUCAAUAUUUUCCAAAACCAGGUCCUGCUGUUGAAAUGGGUUUGAAUUUUAAUACUCGUAAUGAUGAAUCAUCAACGUUUAUCAUACCAAAUUUCAGACCUGAACUACAAAUUGGCGGGAUACCUCUUGGCAUGAUGAUGAAUAUGAAUCAAUUGGCUCCCACCAGAUUCUUUAAUCAACAAUUUGUUAAAAAUCGCCCGAAUAUACAUACUAACCAUCGGCCAAUGACUAGUGGUCGUCUGAAUAAUAAAGCAAAUCAGAAGAAUCAAAAAUCAAAUGAAAUCCAUGCUUCGCCACUCAUCUCAAUUACUCAAGAUGUUAGUCAGCCCAUGUCACAGAGUAUGUCUCAGCCUGAGUUCAGUCUUUCGCAACCUGGACUAUCUCAGCCUGAUUUAUCCCAGGACAGUUUCAUAAUGAAUGAGUUUCAUUCGCAAAUGGAUGGAUUACUCUCACAAGAUUCAACAUAUGAAGGUGGCCGUACUGUCACACCGUUUUAA
This is a messenger RNA of Macrosiphum euphorbiae (potato aphid), 3354 nucleotides long. The record is from the annotation of a GenBank genome assembly. Lineage: Eukaryota; Metazoa; Arthropoda; Insecta; Hemiptera; Aphididae.